CCUUGCUCUCCCCGGGUCGUCCGCCCUCCUUUCUUGUCAAACUUUCAGUAAGCGCGAAAAAAAAGAAAAGGAAAAAAAAAGCCUUGUUUUUAAUAAUAAUAAUAAUAAUAAAGAAUCCCCUAACCCAAAACAAAACACGACAAACUUCACAAGCACUUUCCCUUUCUUUUGAGAGAGAGAGAGAGAGAGAGGUGGGGGGGGGGGGGAAAGCGACGGUAAAGGAUCGCGCCACAUCAAAGUGUAAUGAAAGCAGACCCAGGUGGGACCCCGUGAAAGCUCCUUCUCUCGGGCGUAGCGAAGAAGUUGGAAGACUUUUGUGCAAACGCAGGAGCCAUGGGGCAAGCGGAAGAGCUGAUCCGAAUGGCGAAAAAGUUGGAUAAGAUGGUGUCCAGGAAGAACACGGAAGGAGCUCUUGACCUGCUGAAGAAACUGAACAACUUUACAAUGACCAUUCAGCUGCUGCAGACGACAAGAAUUGGGGUGGCUGUCAACGCCAUCCGCAAGCACUGCUCAGACGAGGAGGUGGGCGCACUGGCGAAGAUCCUCAUCAAGAACUGGAAGAGGUUGUUGGAGUCUUCAGGGACCCAAAAGAGUAAAAAGGAGAAAGAGAGAGAGAAGGAGAUUGAUAUCUCUGGCUGGAAAGCUGAAGAUACAUUUUCCGACCCAGUGAAUUUCUGCAAAAGUCAGGAUGGAAAGCAAAAAGACAGGAAAUCAAACAAGUCCGUCUCUCAAGAGGUGGUGCCAAAGAAUUGUUCCUCCACUGUUCCAAAGCCAGACAGAGACCCCAAAGGCAUUUCGGCUACUUCCAAAAAGCCGCACUUGGAACUCAAGAAAGAGAGGAGAGACUCUGAAGACUCAAGAUCUUCCAUCUUCACUGCUACCUCCUCUUCCUCAUCCUCUUCUCCCAAGAGACUGUCAAUGGACAGGAGAACCUCUACAGGCUCCAACUCAGCUACAUCUCCUACUGGUUCUCAGAAAAACUCUACUGAUGGCAAAGAGGAGAGGUCAAGUAGCAAACCUCGACCAGAUGUGCCCAAGACACCUGCCAGCCCUGUCUCUCCGUCAUUUGCAUCUUCCAACUGCUUUUUGGAAUCCUGUUACCUGACAGGGGACUCCGUCCGGGACAAAUGCAUCGAGAUGGUCUCUGCAGCUCUGAAAAUGGAUGAUGAUUACAAGCAGUUUGGAGUCAAUUGUGACAAGAUGGCAGCUGAAAUUGAAGAUCAUAUCCUUUGGAUUCUGAAGGCCACCGAUAUGAAGUACCGUAACCGGGUGAGGAGCCGGAUCAGCAACCUGAAGGACCCCAAGAAUCCCGGCUUGCGACGAAAUGUCUUAUGCGGAGCCAUAUCACCUGGGCGCAUUGCCAAGAUGACCGCAGAAGAAAUGGCGAGUGACGAAUUGAAGGAGCUAAGAAAUGCCAUGACCCAGGAAGCCAUCCGAGAGCAUCAAAUGGCCAAGACUGGAGGCACCGCGACAGACCUCUUCCAGUGCGGCAAAUGCAAGAAGAAGAACUGCACAUAUAAUCAGGUGCAAACACGGAGUGCUGACGAGCCCAUGACAACCUUUGUUCUGUGCAACGAGUGCGGGAACCGCUGGAAGUUCUGUUGAAGCUCCUUGCCCCUGUAUGCCAGCCACCGAUGGAGGAGACGUUGUCUUGUCACAGCCAAAGAGAAGGGAGAACCCUUGAACUGUCCACUGAAGAAAUAAAAGAAGAAAAUGGGGAAAAUCUGAAAGGGAAGGUGCCAGGGUUCCAGACCCAUUUUGGAUUUCUCAAAAUGCAAUGGGAAUCAUUUGAAGGGCAUGCCGGUCUGGCAACAAUUCGGUAGUGUUAUUAUUGGCAGGGUUGUGCAUUUAUACUGCACAAGUUGCGAAUUUCGUCCGGACUACAGAGUGCAGAAUUCCACAUUCUUAGACUCUCCUCCUCCUCCUCCUCCUCCUCCUCCUCCUCCUCCUCCUCCUCCUCUUCUUCUUUUAAGGUUUCUGCUUCCAGCCAUCAAGGCUGCAGUGAUAGGUUUGCAAGUGCAUAUAUGGGCAAAGUAUAGUGAAAUCUUCAAAGCCAGACGUAUGGGCAGAUCAAGACUUUAAAGACCAUAGCAGAUGGAUCUUCAGUGUCCUGCAUGUGGCUUUUGCUCCUCUGCAUGACUAGCAAAAAAAUUAUUCAGAUCACGAAAUCCAGCUUUUCUUGUUGCGGAAUUUAUGCAACUUUAAUGUUGAUUUUGUUUUUCUUCAUUCGGAGUAUAUACAGCUGUUCUGAUUCUGUAAUCAAAAGUCAAUUUUCAUGCCCGCAUCUUUUCAUAUGCUGCCAGGAGAUGGCAUCCUCCGAUUUCUUUAGGGCAUUGGUCUUCACCUGAUAGGUUGGCAAACCCCAAGUGAAUUGCACCCUGAAGUCAGACGGUCACAGCAGUGACAUCACAGCUGUUUUAUUCAUUUUGCUUAGGAUAUUUUCGUUUAAAAAAGAGAGAGCGGAUGAACAGUUGACCCAAAGGAUGGAUGUCAAACUUCCUGUGCCUUUAAUAGCAGAAGAGAGAAUUUCAGCAGAUGCCGCUUCUCCCUUCCCACAUAUGACAAGCUUUCAGCUACCAAACUUCCUCCAUUUCCUGCAUUAUGCUGAGAGUCAGUCCAUUGCUCUUUGUAGCCUGAUAUCGAUUCCUUUGGCUGGCAGGGACACUCCAAGGUCCUUCCAAGCUCUGCUUCCUGAGACCUUUUAACAGGACAGGAGGGGUUGAAACCUGCAUGUAAAGGUUGCACUCUGCCACUGAGUUGUGGUCCUCCCUUUGGGGUAUCCCUGAUAUAUAAAAAAAGCAGGAAGAUGGCCAUGUGUGUUUAAAAGAAAACGCACAAAAAAUGAUCAGCAGAUCCCAUCCAAGCCUGAAGAUGUCUGCUCUAUGACAAGCAUGCAAAUCCGACCAUCCUGGAAUUCCCAGUCUGACCUUCUGGGACUCUCCAGAUAGCCACACACUUUGUCCAGUGUCCUGACUUUUUUUUGCCUCCCCCAUUUUUAAAAAAGUUGAAAUGCCUCGCCUGAGACUUAGUUACUGGCAAUAAUAGCUUUAAGCUACAAUAUGCUGGUAUCUUUGGCCCUGCUUCCUUUGCCUUUGGCCCCACCCGGCACUGGGAUGCAGCCCCCGGAAGCUUCUCCAACAUGGAAUCCGGCUCUCAGGCUGAAAGAGGUUCAACAUCCAGUGGAGGCCGGUGGUUCUGAAUUUGGUGGGGCUGCGAAUCCAUUCAGGGUUUCAGUCAGAACCAGCCAGAAUUCCAAAGGAGCUGUCCAAAAUGCUUAACCCUAUCCCCCAAAUAGGUUCAGAACCUUGCACAGCUCCUUCAGAAUUUUGGCUGGUUCUGACUGAAACCCAGAUUGAUGGCCCCACCACAAUCGUAGCCACCAGCUUGCACUGUCAAGACCCUGCUCUUGUAUGUAUUGCUGAUAGGGGUGAGUCAUUAGGCCCUGGAUUGAGCCUCCUUAAAAUUAGAGGUGGGGACCCAGCAAAGUUCUCUUUGGUGGGGCACCACCAACCCAUUUGAUCUCCCAGCUGUGGGCUAACCUGGCAAAAUGGGAAGCUACACAGCACUACCAUUUCCCAAAUUGCUCCAGAGGGACAGUACAUCGGGUGAUCCAGGGCAUGAUGGGAAAAUCAAAAUGGCGGACAGCUUCCAAGUCACUGCAAGAUAAACUAGGGGACCGGGCAAGUGAGUGGACUCCGCUGGGAGCUUGGUAACCUAUCAGUUGCCCAUGGAUGCCAGAGAAAUGAAAGCGUCAAUAACCCUGUACAGUUAUUGUAUGAAGGGGAUGGGGGUAAGGGGUGAUGUUUGUUUUUCUUUCUGAUAAUGUUUGAAGCAACCUUGAUGUCUUUGGAUUGCACCAGGCACUGGGUUUGUAUAAAGCAAAUGUCAAGUUACCUGUUGAUGAUCAUGUACAUUAGUAAACUCUGAACACUCACCUGUCA
Messenger RNA from Elgaria multicarinata webbii, 3941 nucleotides. RefSeq names its product transcription elongation factor A3 (gene TCEA3). Lineage: Eukaryota; Metazoa; Chordata; Lepidosauria; Squamata; Anguidae. The record is from RefSeq and is a predicted model, not a curated record. Gene Ontology annotation, biological process: DNA-templated transcription; transcription elongation by RNA polymerase II. Bases 334 to 1605 code for a protein of 423 amino acids. The transcript is spliced from 14 exons. Gene Ontology annotation, molecular function: nucleic acid binding; zinc ion binding. Gene Ontology annotation, cellular component: nucleus.